AUGGCGACCAACGACUUGAACUCCCAGAGGCUUACGCCGGUAUGGAAGUAUAGUAUCCCACGUUACGACCUAUCUGUGCGUCGCUUGCGCCACUACUCGUCUCCGUCUGCCAACCUCCGCGAUGUCAACCUGGGCAACAUCUCUCGGGACGUACUCACCUACACGGCCGAGCAGCGCAUGAACAAAGCCAGAGAGCUCCGCCGCUCACUGCUCGACAAGCUCUUCCACGACCUCUACGCGCAAGACAAGCGCACUUGGAAGAGCUGUGCGGCGGUCUUUGCUGUGCGACAGGAGAGCAAGAGAGGCACGCUUGAAUACCACCGGUGGAUCGACAAGGCUGUCGAGCGCGUGCUGGCGGGGAGGGAGAUGAGCAGCUUGAUCAAUGGAGAACCGACGUAUCCCAACUUCGCCACUUACCAUCUCGUCGAGGAGUUCGUGGAGCACCUUGGCGGGACGGUGUGGCUGGAGAAGGCCAGUGAAGACUCCACGGACCUGAGCUCGGAGAAGAUUAGAAGUGAGCAGGAGUAUCGCAACUGCCUCGUCAAAUACGUGCUGGUCCAGAUCAAGACCCUCCAAGAAUUGCUGUUCAACGCUUGUCGGAAUGCGGAAGACGCAACACUCGAGCCGUUCGAAGAGUAUCAGGCGAGGGUGGAGCAUAUUAAGCAGCGCUGGAAUGAUGCAGAGAGGUGUAGGGCCUCUGCAGUCCAAACCCGUAACUACGACUCAGAAGAGGACGAGGAUUUUUACCUAGAUUCAGACGAGGACCUGCUAGUGGACGAUUCGGAUGAGUCGCACGAUUCAGUCAAUUUGAACGACGUGAGGCUUAAGUAUGGAAAUGAAUGGAAUUUUGAUGGCGUCCCAUCACAGAAAGGGCUGCAACGUUUCUCUCAAUACGCCACACUUGUUCGACGGAUUAGUCUCCCCGAGCUGGAGCGCAUCGACACCACCGUCUUCUUUCACCUCUCCCGAGCGAAUCCGGGCCACCCACUCCUUCCAAUGGUCGUUGAGAUCAGGUGCAGAGUCUCGCCUGUCGUUGACAUGACGGUGCUGUCGCUCGCGGGGAAAAGUCUCCGCGUACUGGUCAUCCUCGAGGAUAAUCAUGCAUCGUGGAAUCGUAGGGAUGACUCUCACGAAGCUUUCGCGGUCAGGCGACUCCUUGGCGCACUACCGUCACGGACUCCGGAACUGCGGACCCUUUGCGUGUACGACCAGGGCAAGCACACGCCUUCGCAAUUAACCUGCAUUGGUCAGUUACGGGAGCUGCGUUCAUUUCGCAUGAAGUCGUGGUCAAAAGACCUAUGGGUCGGGGCCUUCAUGUAUACGUUGGCCACGCUAGAGCAUCUCCAUGAUCUCGCUCUGCCCUUGGACAACCGUUGGAUCCCGCAAGAGACGCCGAUACAGGAAGGCUUUCGCGAGUUGCGUAGGCUGAGGUUCGAUGGCUAUCGCCACAAAGACUUGUUGUUAUUGGAUUCUCUGGCGGCGAUCAUGCCUUCCAUCCAAUUGGAGCGACUUGAUGUCAUCGAUGCCUUUGUGAAUAGCUUCGAGGAGGAACGCAGCUGUUUCGACACAUUCGCUGCUGCAUGUGCCGAUACGCUGACCACGCUCAGAUUCGUUCUACAUGUAAAUCCGGACGAGGAACUCUACACCGUGCUCUCCAUCCCCGUGCCGGCAUUCAACAUCUUCCGACCCCUCGUGCAACUGCAUCACCUACAGGUCUGCAGGAUCACCUUCUCUGACCAUCUCUCCUUCGUGGAUGAUGACCUGAACAAGAUCCAAGGCGUUUGGCCGCACCUGCAAGUGUUCGCUCUUUCGUGGAAACGUUCGCGCGACACGGAUACGGCACCUUCCUUCCGCGAUGUCAUGGAUUUUCUCCGACAGUGCCCUCGGCUCGCGGUGUUUAAGCUCUCUGCCGUUGUUAUCCUCGGGCAAGUCAGAGCUCGUAGGACAGUCAAGGCUCUGCCCCUGAACUUCGUGGUCAAAGACAAACACAUUCGGGACCCCGUCACGUUUGCCGACGCUCUGCGCUCAUUAUUCCCAAGAGUCCGUGUCGAUAACAAGACCUGCGCAGGUGCAUCUGGCAAGUGGGCUAGGGUCUUAUCGAGACUGAGGGAUACAGUUCUAACGAGGUCCCGACGGAGCAAGGGCUCGGACGCUUCACAAAAAUUCGCAGCGCUCGUGCAGCGCAUCAGCAUUCCAGAGCACAUCGAUCCUUCCAUCUUCUUCCACUUCUUGCGAGCGACUCCGGGCCAGCCACUCCUCCCCAUGGUCGAGGUGAUCAGGUGCACUGUCUCACCGUCCCUCGACUUAACCAUAUUGUCCCUCUCGGGUCAUCACCUUCGCGAACUUUUUGUUCGUGAGGAUAAAAAUGCGUCAUGGGACCGCCCGGAAAAGGCCCCUGAGGCUUGUGCUGUCAGACGGCUCCUCAGCGCAUUGCCUGCGAGGACUCCGGGCCUACAGUCUCUCUGCGUAUAUGACAAGGGCAUACACAAACUCCAGCACAUUCUAUGUGUUAGUCAGCUGCGCGAGCUCCGUUCUCUGCGGAUGAGGUUUUGGCCGGAGGAUGCGUUGGCCAAGUUGGAGCACCUUCAAGACCUCGAUCUGCCCUUGGACGACUGGGUGACAGUACAACCCAUACCUGAAGGAUUUCCUCAGCUGCGGAGCUUGAAGUUUGAUGGGCAUGACCAGAUAGACGUGCUGAGUCUGCCUGAGCUCGCAAAAGCCAUGCCCCCCAUCCGACACUUGGAGCGUCUUGAGAUCGUCGACACUUUCGUGGAAAGUUUCACGGAGGACGACAGCCCCCUUGACGACUUCGUCGGUAUAUGUGCCGAUACCUUGACCUCAGUCAGCUUGGAUGUACAUCCGGGUGGACCGUGUCCCGAGCUUCCUUUCCCCGUCCCAGCACUGAACAUCCUCCGUCCCCUUAUGCAGUUGCAUCACCUCCAAUCCUGCGACAUCUCAUUCAACGAAAACCUAUCCUUCACCGACGGCGACCUGCGCAAGGUCCGAGGGAUCUGGCCGCUCCUAAAAGCAUUCACUCUUUCCUGGCGGCGCCCGUACGUCGCCGGCUCGGCCCCUUCCUUCCGCGCCAUCGUCGACUUUCACUCGGCGUCUUCCGAUCUGACGGUGCUCGAGCUCCCAGUUGUGGGCAUCAACGGGAAGUGUGUGCGCUGCAAAGAUAUAAAAGCCCUGCCUCCGAGCUUUGUCAUCGAGAACGAAUGCAUUCGAAAUCCCGAGACACUGGCGCAGGCUCUUCGCGCGCUAUUCCCGAAGAUACGUAUCACUAGGGAUACCUUGAGAGGUACUUCUGGCGAGUGGGGCAUGACCUUAUCGAAACUUAGGGAUACUAACAAGUAUCAUUGA
Molecule: messenger RNA, 3360 nt
Organism: Fomitopsis serialis
Lineage: Eukaryota; Fungi; Basidiomycota; Agaricomycetes; Polyporales; Fomitopsidaceae
Exons: 5
Coding region: 1-3360 (1119 amino acids)
Source: RefSeq, a predicted model, not a curated record